Molecule: messenger RNA, 4365 nt
Organism: Hipposideros armiger (great roundleaf bat)
Lineage: Eukaryota; Metazoa; Chordata; Mammalia; Chiroptera; Hipposideridae
Gene: SLC6A12
Product: solute carrier family 6 member 12
Exons: 17
Coding region: 2138-3973 (611 amino acids)
Biological process (GO): sodium ion transmembrane transport; nitrogen compound transport; neurotransmitter transport
Cellular component (GO): plasma membrane; cell projection
Molecular function (GO): gamma-aminobutyric acid:sodium:chloride symporter activity
Source: RefSeq, a predicted model, not a curated record
CUUAGGACACAUCACUUCUGUUCACCCCAAUGUUCUCAUCUGUAAAAUGGGGCUAAUAAUUCCUACAUUUCAAGUUUUGUGUGAGGAUUAAAUGGUCAACAUGCAAAGCACCUAGCCUGAGCUAGAUGCUCAGGACAUGAGUUUCAUGCCAGGCCCUUUAAAAGCAGGCAUGAGGUUAGAAGAUGAGAUGAUUCUCUGGGGUUCAUGGUUCUCACUGCAGCAAGAUAACUGAUUCAUUUGACCAUAUUCCAUCCUGUGUUUAGACCUUCCCAAUGUGGAAACAGCCCAGUCUUAGAAGGCUUUCCAGGUAAUCUGGGAUUCCUACCUUAUGCACAGAUAGGGGUUCUCUGGCCUCCAGGAGUUUACUAAUCAGUCUGAAUACUCAGUGGGGGUUGGGGUGGGCUUGAGCAUGGGAGGGCUCAAAGUUAACGGGAGGUCAGGCCAAACGAGGUAACUGUUCUCCUACAAGGUGAAGGGGAGGUGACAAGACUGCUGGACCAUGCGUAUCUCCAGGUCCUCACAGAAAGCCUGACAUAUUGUGGCAUGAAAUAAAAUUUUUAAAUGAAUGAAAUGAGUUAGGAAAUUCAUUCUCCCCUUCAUGGAGAGGCUGGGUAUUUUGUUCUGGAAUAGCUGCAGCUAGGUACUCUCAUGGACCUUUGGUGUCCCUUCUGCACCAUGAUUAACACAUGGUGGCCCAACAUGUGGGGGCAGGGCAGAUCAGCAUUGCAGGUGAACAUGGGGACUGGGGGAGGGCCUGGAAUGUGAGUUCUGCUGGGGCCAUGCCCUGCUCUGCCUGAGCUGACCCCCAGCCUGUCUCCUGCUUUCCCAGAGGCAAAGGUCUGAGAACUGAGACCCCCCCUGGCUUCCCCUUGAUGGGGAGCCCCACAGGAGGUGCUGAGAGGGGCCAAGAGACAGUGGGAGGGGGGGGCACUUGAUGGAAAACUACAGAAUGAGAUCCUCACUUCACACCCAGCCUUGCUGGGAAGUUCUAAAAUACAAAGGGGAAGCUCAUGCAAAGGGAAAUUUCCCUUUCUCCCUACAACUUCCCCGCCUCCACACCACCUAGGGCUGAAGCAGCAUCCUCAGUGCCCUGAAAGAGACACUGGCUGUUCUGAAUGAAUGGCCUUGGGGCAGUGCUGUCUCCAGCACCAUGAGGGCAUGCUCAGGAAUAGUGACGAGGACCCUGUCCUUGAAUAAGCUCACUGGGCACAUAGCAUGGGACACACACACUUAUUCAGUACAAUUCACCACUGAUAGCUGCCAGGCAAUCAAGCAAGUCCCAGCUGUGUGCUGUAGUGCUGAGAGGUCACUAGGUCAUUAUUGUGCUGCCUAGGACCAGACACUUCAUCCCAGGCCCCGCUUCCAGAAGACCACAGCAAACCCCAACAACCCCCUUUAAGUACCUGUGUUAUCCUAAGCAAUAUGCCCUAUUGUCUUCAGACUUCACAGCAGCUCUGCAAAAGUGGGUAUUGUUAUCUACCUUUUACAGAUUGACAAACUGAGGCUGACAUGAUCGGUAAAUGACAAGAGAAAGGGUUCAAACUCAGGUCUGUCUGACUGCAAAACUCUGUCCUUUGUAGAUUGGGCUCUUUGGGGUGUGCUCUGGGCACUUUUCUCUAGGAAAAUCCCAAGGAAGAGGGUAGUAGCGGUGCAGGUCCAGAGCUUGCCUGGAAACCACAGAGGCAGGUACUUGGUGGAAAAGUCCAGCAUCUGAUUCACCCUCCUCCCAUGCUCUGUCACCGAGGCCAACGCCCCUUCUGAGGCUCUCAGUUCCUAGUCUGGGAGUCGGUGGCUCCAUCCUACUGCUGUACUAAGAGAGGGCUGUCCUCUGUCUGUACAUCCUGAGUUCAUCCCUCUGAAGGAGCUGGUCCUGGUAUCAGGAGGUGGCAAGGUCCCACUUCUGGGCAUUCUCAGAGCGGCUUUCUGGGACUCUCCUGGGGACUUGAGGCAUGGAACGGAGCUGACCUCAGGAACAGGAUUGGGGACUGAGGGAGGCUGUGUGAAGCCCAGAGAAGAGGUGUGACUAGCUUCCGGUCACACAGCAAGUGAGAAACUCAACUCCACCACGUAUUGUAUUGGCUGUGCCUAGGUCACCAUCCUGCCCCACUUCCAGCUUGGCGGCUUCCCAAACCAUUACAUGGCUAUGGACAGAAAAGUGGCAGUCCGUGAGGAUGGGCCUCGUGUGGUCUCCUGGGUCCCUGAGGAGGGAGAGAAGUUGGACCAGGUGAAGGAUCGGGGCCAAUGGAACAACAAGAUGGAGUUUGUGCUGUCAGUGGCCGGGGAGAUCAUUGGGCUGGGCAAUGUCUGGAGGUUUCCCUAUCUCUGCUACAAAAAUGGAGGUGGAGCCUUCUUCAUCCCCUACUUCAUCUUCUUCUUCACCUGCGGCAUCCCUGUGUUCUUCCUGGAGGUGGCGCUGGGCCAGUACACCAGCCAGGGGAGCGUCACGGCCUGGAGAAAGAUGUGCCCUCUCCUCCAGGGCAUUGGUCUGGCGUCGGUGGUCAUUGAGUCCUAUUUGAACAUCUACUACAUCAUCAUCCUCGCCUGGGCUCUCUUCUAUCUGUUCAGCUCCUUCACCUCACAGCUGCCCUGGACAACCUGUACCAAUACCUGGAACACAGAGCAUUGCAUGGACUUUCUGAACCACUCAAGGGCCAACACAGUGAUGCCUUCUGAGAACUUCACAUCGCCUGUCAUGGAAUUCUGGGAGAGACGUGUUCUGGGCAUUACCUCAGGCAUCCACGACCUGGGGGCCCUGCGCUGGGAGCUGGCCCUGUGCCUCCUGCUUGCCUGGGUUAUCUGCUACUUCUGCAUCUGGAAGGGGGUCAAGACCACAGGCAAGGUUGUUUAUUUCACAGCCACAUUCCCCUACCUGAUGCUGAUCAUCCUAUUGGUCCGAGGCAUCACGCUUCCCGGAGCCUAUGAGGGCAUCAUCUAUUACCUGAAGCCAGAUUUGUCUCGUCUGAAGGAUCCCCAGGUGUGGAUGGACGCGGGCACUCAGAUCUUCUUCUCCUUCGCCAUCUGCCAGGGGUGCCUGACGGCCCUGGGCAGCUACAACAAGUACCACAACAACUGCUACAGGGACUGCAUCGCCCUCUGCUUCCUGAACAGUGCCACCAGCUUUAUGGCUGGGUUUGUGGUCUUCUCCAUCCUGGGCUUCAUGUCCCAAGAACAGGGGGUGCCCAUCGCUGAGGUGGCCGAGUCAGGUCCUGGUCUGGCCUUCAUCGCAUUCCCCAAGGCUGUGACAAUGAUGCCCUUAUCCCAGCUGUGGUCCUGCCUUUUCUUCAUCAUGCUUAUCUUCCUAGGGCUGGACAGUCAGUUUGUCUGUGUGGAGUGUCUGGUGACGGCCUCCAUGGACAUGUUCCCCAGCCAGCUCCGGAAGAGUGGGAGGCGAGAGCUCCUCAUCCUCACCAUUGCCGUCAUGUGCUACCUGAUAGGGCUUCUCCUGGUCACCGAGGGUGGAAUGUAUAUCUUCCAGCUGUUUGAUUAUUACGCCUCCAGUGGCAUAUGCCUGCUCUUCCUCGCAAUGUUUGAAGUGAUCUGUAUCAGCUGGGUGUAUGGGGCAGAUCGUUUCUAUGACAACAUUGAGGACAUGAUUGGCUACCGGCCAUGGCCCCUGGUGAAGAUCUCCUGGCUCUUCCUGACCCCUGGACUUUGCCUGGCUACUUUCUUCUUCUCCUUGACCAAGUACACACCUCUCAAAUACAACAAUAUCUAUGUGUACCCUCCCUGGGGAUACUCCAUUGGCUGGUUCCUGGCUCUCUCCUCCAUGGCCUGCGUCCCACUCUUCAUCAUCGUGACCCUCCUGAAGACUCAGGGUUCCUUCAAGAAGCGUCUGAGACAGCUCAUCACCCCUGACCCCAGCUUGCCACAGCCCAAGCAACACCUAUGUCUGGAUGGAGGCAUUGGCCAGGACUGUGAGCCUUUCUCCAUGAAGGAGGGACUGACAACUGGGGAGACAGAGACCCACUUGUAGGAUGUGGCUGGAAGUGAGGUGACUACUCAGCCAAGAACCUGGGUCAGGGCCACCUUCUCCUGUCUCCACCACGGCCCUGCUGAGAGCCUCUGCAAUGUCUGUGGGCACCCCCAGCCAGAGACCAGACGCCUUUCCUCUCCUCAGCUGGAGCAGCUCCUCCUGGUGGGCUAACGAUGGUUCCACUGGAACAUGUCACACUAUGAAAUGACUCCCUGUUGGGACACCCAUCUUAUUUAUAAAGGAGGGUGGUCUUUUUGGAGUCCACCAUCUGAUUAUAACACAUUACACUGUGAGGGGACUCCCACUGCGGGGAUGUUUCCUGUUAGCGCUUACUAUUAAUAUAUUUGUGCAUUGGGAGGAUAGCGCCAACUGGAAUACAUAUCAUGAUCUGA